Messenger RNA from Dicentrarchus labrax (European seabass), 5269 nucleotides. Its product is annotated as NACHT, LRR and PYD domains-containing protein 12-like. Lineage: Eukaryota; Metazoa; Chordata; Actinopteri; Moronidae. Bases 135 to 4703 code for a protein of 1522 amino acids. Gene Ontology annotation, molecular function: protein binding. The transcript has 19 exons. The record is from RefSeq and is a predicted model, not a curated record.
UGAUUUGCUGUAGAUGGAGAGGGGAGGAGCUACACUGUCACUGACUGCGUGAUCCAGAGAACAGGAAAGAACUGAAAGUGAAAGUGUUCAGUUGGUUCAGACUCCAUUUUGAGUGGACAGCAGAAGGAGGAAACAUGCAGGCUGAGGCAGGACUGACUUCAGAUCAGAAGAUGAGUGUUUGUGUGGAGGAAGAGGAGGACAGAGCAGAGUCUGUAGUGUCCAGCUGUCUGUCUAUGAAGAGUGACCGGUCCAUGAAUCCACCUCUAUUCUUCAGUGAUGGACCAGGACCCUCAGACUUUAAAGUUCAGUCCAACAGACACAGAGCAGAGUCUGUAGUGUCCAGCUGUCUGUCUAUGAAGAGUGACCGGUCCAUGAAUCCACCUCUAUUCUUCAGUGAUGGACCAGGACCCUCAGACUUUAAGGAGAGGAAGAGGAGUCUUGUUCCUGUGGACGAGCAGCUGUCCUGCUGUGCUUUGUGUCAGGACGUCCAUAAGGAUCCAGUCUCUACCAGCUGUGGACACUGGUUCUGCAGACAGUGCAUCAGCUCAUACUGGGACCAGUCUGGUUCACCAGGAGACGCCUCCUGUCCCCAGUGUGGAAAAAGACCCAGAAGAAGACCUGGACUGCAGACAGCCAUGAAUGGUGGUCUGCAGGAGGUGUUAGAUGAACAUAAGAUCAGUCUGAAGACGAGAUGUGAACAUGUGACUGAAGGAACUGAUGAAACAGGAUGUGAAACCCUCCUCAACAGGAUCUACACUGAGCUCUACAUCACAGAGGGACAGAGUGAAGAGGUUAAUACCCAACAUGAGGUUUGGCAGCUUGAGACAGCUUCCAAGAUGGAGACCCUCCAUGACACUCCAAUCAGGUGCCACGACAUCUUUAAAGCCUUACCUGACCAACAGACACACAUCAGAGUGGUUCUGACGAACGGUGUCGCUGGUGUUGGAAAAACCUUCUCAGUGCAGAAGUUCACUCUGGACUGGGCAGAGGGCUCGGAGAACCAAGAUGUCAGUCUGGUGGUUCUGCUUUCGUUCAGGGAGCUGAACCUAAUCAAAGAUGAGCAGUACAGUCUUCUCAGGCUGCUCCAUGUUUUCCAUCCAACAUUACAGAAGGUCACAGCAGAGCAGCUCGCUGUCUGUAAACUUUUGUUCAUCUUUGACGGCCUGGAUGAAAGCAGACUUUCACUGGAUUUCAAGACCAAGAAGGUUGUGUCUGAUGUCACACAGAAGUCUUCAGUCAGCGUGCUGUUGACAAACCUCAUCAAAGGGAAUCUGCUUCCCUUGGCUCUCGUCUGGAUAACUUCCAGACCAGCAGCAGCCAAUCAGAUCCCUCCUGAAUGUGUUGACAGGGUAACAGAAGUACGAGGCUUCACUGACCCCCAGAAGGAAGAGUACUUCAGGAGGAGAGUCAGUGAUGAAGAUCUGUCCAACAGGAUCAUCUCACACAUCAAGACCUCCAGGAGCCUCCACAUCAUGUGUCUAAUCCCAGUCUUCUGCUGGAUCACUGCUACAGUUCUGGACCACAUGUUGACUACAAACCAGAGAGGAGAGCUGCCCAAGACCCUGACUGAUCUGUACUCACACUUCCUGCUGGUUCAGACAAAGAGGAAGAAGCAGAAGUAUGAUGAGGGACAUGAGACGAGUCCACAGGAGCUGACAGAGGCUGACAGGAAGGUUCUUCUGAAGUUGGGGAGGCUGGCGUUUGAACAUCUGAAGAAAGGAAACAUCAUGUUCUACCAAGAAGACCUGGAGCAGUGUGGUCUUGAUGUUUCAGAGGCCUCGGUGUACUCAGGAGUUUGUACAGAGAUCUUCAAAAGAGAGAGUGUGAUCUUCCAGAAAACAGUCUACUGCUUCGUUCAUCUGAGCAUUCAAGAGUUUCUGGCUGCAGUCUACAUGUUCCACUGUUACACCAACAGGAACACAGAGGUACUGAAGGGUUUCUUGGGUCAAAAAUAUGUUGAUUCAACUCUGGAUGUUUUCCUGGGGGAAGCAAUGAUGAAAUCCCUGAGGAGUAAAAAUGGCCACCUGGACCUGUUUGUUCGCUUCCUUCAUGGCCUCUCUCUGGAGUCCAACCAGAGACUCUUAGGAGGUCUGCUGGGUCAGACAGACAACAGUCCAGAAACCCUCCAGAGAGUCAUCAACAACCUGAAGGAGAAGAAGACCCGGUCCUCUCCUGACAGAAGCAUCAACAUCUUCCACUGUCUGAUGGAGAUGAACGACCACUCAUUCCAUCAGGAGAUCCAAGAGUUCCUGAAGUCAGAGAACAGAUCAGAGAAGAAACUCUCUGCGAUCCACUGCUCAGCUCUGGCCAUCAUGCUGCAGAUGUCAGAGGAGGUUCUGGAUGAGUUGGACCUGAAGAAGUACAACACAACACAGGAGGGACGAUUGAGACUGAUUCCAGCUGUGAAGAACUGCAGAAAGGCUGCACUUACUGACUGUAAACUCUCAUCAACUCACUGUGAAGUUCUGGUCUCAGCUCUGAAGUCCAACCCCCAUCUGAGAGAGCUGGACCUGAGUAAAAACAAGCUGCAGGAUUCAGGAGUGGAGCUGCUGUCUGCUGGACUGAAGAGUCCAAACUGUAGACUGGAGACUCUGAGAUUGAGUGGCUGCAGUUUGUCAGAGAUCAGCUGUUCUUCUCUGGUCUCAGCUCUGAAGUCCAACCCCUCCCAUCUGAGAGAGCUGGAGCUGAGUGACAACAACCUGCAGGAUUCAGGAGUGAAGCUGCUGUGUGGUUUUCUGGAGAGUCCACACUGUAGACUGGAGACUCUGAGAUUGAGGAGCUGCAGUUUGUCAGAGAUCAGCUGUUCUUCUCUGGUCUCAGCUCUGAAGUCCAACCCCUCCCAUCUGAGAGAGCUGGACCUGAGUAACAACAAGCUGCAGGAUUCAGGAGUGAAGCUGCUGUGUGGUUUUCUGGAGAGUCCACACUGUAGACUGGAGACUCUGAGAUUGAGUUACUGCAGGUUGUCAGAGAUCAGCUGUUCUUCUCUGGUCUCAGCUCUGAAGUCCAACCCCUCCCAUCUGAGAGAGCUGGACCUGAGUGACAACAACCUGCAGGAUUCAGGAGUGAAGCUGCUGUGUGGUUUUCUGGAGAGUCCACACUGUAGACUGGAGACUCUGAGAUUGAUUAACUGCAGGUUGUCAGAGAUCAGCUGUUCUUCUCUGGUCUCAGCUCUGAAGUCCAACCCCUCCCAUCUGAGAGAGCUGGACCUGAGUAACAACUACCUGCAGGAAUCAGAUGUGAAGCUGCUGUCUGAUCUUGUGGAGAGUCCACACUGUAGACUGGAGACUCUGAGAUUGAGUGGCUGCAGUUUGUCAGAGAUCAGCUGUUCUUCUCUGGUCUCAGCUCUGAAGUCCAACCCCUCCCAUCUGAGAGAGCUGGACCUGAGUAACAACAACAACCUGCAGGAUUCAGGAGUGAAGCUGCUGUGUGGUUUUCUGGAGAGUCCACACUGUAGACUGCAGACUCUGAGAUUGAGUUACUGCAGUUUGUCAGAGAUCAGCUGUUCUUCUCUGGGCUCAGCUCUGAAGUCCAACCCCUCCCAUCUGAGAGAGCUGGACCUGAGUAACAACAAGCUGCAGGAUUCAGGAGUGAAGCUGCUGUGUGGUUUUCUGGAGAGUCCACACUGUAGACUGGAGACUCUGAGAUUGAUUAACUGCAGGUUGUCAGAGAUCAGCUGUUCUUCUCUGGUCUCAGCUCUGAAGUCCAACCCCUCCCAUCUGAGAGAGCUGGAGCUGAGUAACAACUACCUGCAGGAAUCAGAUGUGAAGCUGCUGUCUGAUCUUGUGGAGAGUCCACACUGUAGACUGGAGACUCUGAGAUUGAGUGACUGCAGGUUGUCAGAGAUCAACUGUCCGCCUCUGGUCUCAGCUCUGAAGUCCAACCCCUCCCAUCUGAGAGAGCUGGACCUGAGUAACAACAACCUGCAGGAUUCAGGAGUGAAGCUGCUGUGUGGUUUUCUGGAGAGUCCACACUGUAGACUGGAGACUCUGAGAUUGUGGAGCUGCAGUUUGUCAGAGAUCAGCUGUUCUUCUCUGGUCUCAGCUCUGAAGUCCAACCCCUCCCAUCUGAGAGAGCUGGAGCUGAGAUACAACAACCUGAAGGAUUCAGGAGUGAAGCUGCUGUGUGGUUUUCUGGAGAGUCCACACUGUAGACUGGAGACUCUGAGAUUGAGGUACUGCAGUUUGUCAGAGAUCAACUGUUCUUCUCUGGUCUCAGCUCUGAAGUCCAACCCCUCCCAUCUGAGAGAGCUGGACCUGAGUUACAACAACAACCUGCAGGAUUCAGGAGUGAAGCUGCUGUGUGGUUUUCUGGAGAGUCCACACUGUAGACUGGAGACUCUGAGAUUGAGGAGCUGCAGUUUGUCAGAGAUCAACUGUUCUUCUCUGGUCUCAGCUCUGAAGUCCAACCCCUCCCAUCUGAGAGAGCUGGACCUGAGUCACAACAACCUGCAGGAUUCAGGAGUGAAGCUGCUGUGUGGUUUUCUGGAGAGUCCACACUGUAGACUGGAGACUCUGAGAUUGAGGAACUGCAGGUUGUCAGAGAUCAGCUGUUCUUCUCUGGUCUCAGCUCUGAAGUCCAACCCCUCCCAUCUGAGAGAGCUGGACCUGACUAACAACAACAACCUGAAGGAUUCAGGAGUGAAGCUGCUGUCUGAUCUUGUGGAGAGUCCACACUGUAGACUGCAGACUCUGAGAUGGAAGUGAUCUCAGUCAGACAGUGAGCGGUGAGGAAGGAGGUUGUGUUGGAGGAUCCGCUGUGUCCUGAUGAUCCAGAGAGGUUGAAGCAGCAGCAUCAGCUCUGACUGGGCCAUGUUACUGGGAGGUAGAGUGGAGAGGAGAGCUUCAUCCAGCAGUGACUGACAGAGGAAUCACAACCAGUGGAGACGACUCUCAGUGCUGCAGUCUGAACUGCUCUGAGAUCAGCUCCCUGUGUGUUCCUCUGGAUCAUGUGACAGAGUAUCAUCAGUGUAUCUGGAGCUGCUGCUGCUGCUGCUCUGUCCGUCUACAGUCUCUGCAGACACACUGAGACUGCUCCACCUGGACCUGGACCUGGACCUGGACCUGGAGUUCAUUCAGAUCUACAGAACCCAAAGUGACUCUGAAGAUUAGUUGUGUUUAUGACAACAUAACAGUAAAUGUAUUUUAUUCUCAGUGAAAUCAUAUUAUCAUUACAGUUCUGUAUAAUCACAGAGGAACAGAACAAUAAGUAAAACAGAUCAAUUAAAGAAUAUAUUAUAUAAAAUAUACAGAAAUAAAUGACCAAAUUAUAA